AUGUCAAUGCCCUUAAGUCAAUUUUGUGCAGAAAAUGACAUCGCUUUGCCUCCAAAUACUACUCAUAUUAUGCAACUAGCCGAUGUUAGUGUGUUUAGACCAUUAAAACAAGAAUGGAAAAAAACUCUAAGAAAUUGGCAGGCAAAACCGGAAAACCUCAACAAAACCGUAACGAAGACUAAUUUUUGUAAAGUAUUUAAGGAAACUUUGGAUACAGAUAUGACACAAGAUAUUAAAAACGGAUUCAGAAAGUGUGGGCUAUUCCCCUUUAAUCCGAAAAAACUUAAGAUCAUUAAUAGAAACAAUAUAAAACCUAAUAUCCCAAAAAGAAAACAAACAAAAGCCAAAGAAAGUGAUAGUGAUAUUAUAAAUACCGAUAAAGAUAUAGAAAUCAAUAUUAAGAAGACUAAAGUAAUCGAAAAGACUGAUAAAUUUAAUAUUAUAAAGAAAUUGAUA
This is a messenger RNA of Brenthis ino (lesser marbled fritillary), 456 nucleotides long. The record is from the annotation of a GenBank genome assembly. NCBI's taxonomy places the organism in Eukaryota, Metazoa, Arthropoda, Insecta, Lepidoptera, Nymphalidae.